Anguilla anguilla (European eel) is the source of this 4264-nucleotide messenger RNA. Its product is annotated as interleukin-20-like. The transcript is spliced from 5 exons. The record is from RefSeq and is a predicted model, not a curated record. Lineage: Eukaryota; Metazoa; Chordata; Actinopteri; Anguilliformes; Anguillidae. Bases 3252 to 3836 code for a protein of 194 amino acids.
UUCACUGCCGGCAGUGAACGUGAAUUCCUUGGAGGGGAAAUGUGUUAUGUGAGGGAUACCUGAAUUACAGGUGAGAAAUGCCCAGAAUAAAGCGCAGUCCUUUGUUGUGACAUGUUUCAUGUUUGCGUAAUGUCAGCGUAGUGAUGUAGGUGGAAGUUCCUGACAGAUCUGUUACUUCAGUGCCAAAAGUUCACUUCCUGUUGCUGCUGGAUUUAUCCGCCGGAACAAGUGUUGGAUAUUUAUUGAAUGAUAUAGUACGCACACUAACCAGUAAUAUUAAUGCGUUUUAGAUCACAGCUCAGAAAUCAAAUACUGGUCAUUUGAAAGUACUGUAUGUGAAAUACCUCGUUGACGUACAAAUACUUUACAGAUCUAUUUACAAGUACAUUCCUGAAUCCAAAUACUUUGUUUGAAAAUCAUUUGUGCCGAAUGAAUUGCAUGAAUGUAUUAAAAAUGCCCAAAUCAUGUAUUUACCGGGGCCGUGCUCCACAGACCUCUGUGCCUUGUGUGCAAAGUUUUAAAUGGAGUGAAAAAACACAAAGACGGCCAAUUUCCCCUAAUAUCUCACCGCUGAUUGGGUCAGUAAUUCAGUCUGCAGUCAUGUUUUACCCAGGCCUUCCUCUGUGAGGUGUGGUAUCAGACAUGUCUUUAUUGUCAUGGAGAGAGAGAGAGCAAAGCAGAAUGGAGCCAGCGCAAAGAUUAAUGGGAGUUGGACUGUAUCUUUAGAAGCUGUAACAGACUAUAUAAAUAGUGGUUUUAUAUCGCUCUGUGAGAUACACUUUAUGUAUGAGUGAACAAAUUUGCAUUCACUGCUCACUUGUUUGUAGAAAAAAUCAUUAAAUUUGUUAAAAAAACAAAACAAAUUACACCUUGUAUUUCAACAUGUUCAUGUUAGUACUCGUGAGUAAAUAAGGCAGUUGCUAGAUGUCGAUUUCCCUUUUUAUUUAAUAAAGCCACGUUUGUAUACAUUACCAAAAAAAGAAAACCACAUUACUGCAGCAACAUUCUUUAUGUCCAAACCCCUGGGGUGUCCCUCAGCGUAUGACUCUUCCUCCUCUUCCUCCCAAUUUCAUUCAUAAAAUCAUUUCAGCAACGAAACUCGCCAACCUUUUCCACAGAAAACCACAGAAUUUUGACUUCUAUUAUUGUGUUAUUAUGUGAAUUUGUCUUACUGCUUGCUUAUGUGAUUUUGAAUUUAUUUUUACAAGAAAGGACAAAAUAUUUUAUUCAAUGUUUUUUUUUAGUAGUAUUCAAUAGUUAGGAUGGUGAGGCAGAGUUGUGUUUGUAGCUCAAUGAAUUUUGGGCAGUAAGUCAGACUGCCUUUGAUGUAGUUGGGCAGGUACUUUAACAUUUCUAAGGGGAAACAAAUACAUUUUUGUUCAUGUGGUGAAAUGAGUGUUUCCAGAGUUCGUUGUUUUACCUGUCAGACGUCACGCGUGUGAUUCCUCAGGCAGAAGCAGAGCUGAAUAUUCCAUUUUUCAGUUGGAACUCGUUUCACAAUGUGAUGCAAACAGAGGCGCCGCCCAGUUCCUGUGGCUUUACUAGAAAAGCAGAAGUGGAAACACGAACAGUUUAAUAGUUUUCGUAGUUUUUUCUUCACCUUCCUCGCAGCCAUGUUAUGCAAUGUGCAUCUAAGGAAGUAUUUUGAGGAAACACGGUGAACUCAGUUAUGAAACAUUUCAGAAACUUCGAAAUUUUUUAAUUGUACUCUUUCACCAGUGUCAGUGUCCACUCUCCAUUUUGCUGUCAUUCACAGCGAUUUCAGAUUUAGCCAUUUUUAGGGGCAAGGCUGAAUUGUGCAACGCCAAAUUUACAGUGGACACUAAGGCCCAAUCACAAGACAGUAAGGCCAAAAAUCUAAAAAGUUACAAGAGAGGAGCGUAUAUAUAAGUGCACAACUAUUCAUACCAAAACCAUACCAAGCCAUAAAACUGUUACCAUACCAAGCCAUAAAACUGUUACCAUACCAUGAAACUGUUACCAUACCAAGCCAUAAAACAGGUUCAAAUCAAGCCAUAAAACAAGCUUAUGGCAGGUUCAUUCAUUAUGUGGAUGAAUUUAAUAUUUCUAGACAUAUACAAAUACAUGCUAAUAUUUACUAAUAUUUAUCCUAAUCCUUAAAUGCAUGAAGUGCUUUUCACCUGCUUACCAGCAGGGGCAGUGUUAUGCACUGUUUUCUGGAACAGGUCGGUGAUGAAGUCAUCAACCUGACCUCACCUGUUCCCCUACCUGGAUACGAGUCACCCUGCAGCAGAGCAGAGUUAUUUCCUCAUACAUUCUUUUCUGUAAAAGCCUAAAUGUUUUUCAGCUGGGGGAAUUACUGCCAGCGUAUUGUUUUGGACUUAUAAGAAAUUACUCCAUGAAUACACACUUCCUCCAUUGUAUGUACAUGCAUUUGCACAGAUGAUGUAAAUGUAUAAUUUCUAGACACUCCCCAAUAAAAAUAAGGAAAAGCGGAAUGCAAAUGAGGAGCUGCAUCUGUAAUAUGUCCCUGGAUGUGAGAGAACCCUAUAAAAUGGGUACCUGUGGGGUUUGGAGAGCAAGUCUCAGGACUGGAAGAUUCACCUGCUGUCUGCUCUUCAGAAGAAAGCCUGUGAGUAGUCUCUGCGCUGUACACGCAACAGCUAGAUAUUAAAAUGUGCCAUUUUUCACUGUCUGUUGAAUACAGUACAUAAUUUUGGGCUGUUUCUGAGAGAUGUGCAUUCCGUAGUUUGUUUAAUCUGGAGUGAGAUGCGGAGGUAACUGGUGGGAUUAUAUUAAGAUGUGUUCAGAGUGGACGUGUGGGAUUAUAUUGAGACGUGUUCAGAGUGGACGUGUGGGAUUAUAUUGAGAUGUGUUCAGAGUGGACGUGUGGGAUUAUAUUGAGACGUGUUCAGAGUGGAUGUGUGGGAUUAUAUUAAGACGUGUUCAGAGUGGACGUGUGGGAUUAUAUUGAGACAUGUUCAGAGUGGACGUGUGGGAUUAUAUUGAGAUGUGUUCAGAGUGGAUGUGUGGGAUUAUAUUGAGACGUGUUCAGAGUGGACGUGUGGGAUUAUAUUGAGAUGUGUUCAGAGUGGACGUGUGGGAUUAUAUUGAGACGUGUUUAGAGUGGACGUGUGGGAUUAUAUUGAGAUGUGUUCAGAGUGGAUGUGUGGGAUUAUAUUGAGAUGUGUUCAGAGUGGACGUGUGGGAUUAUAUUGAGAUGUGUUCAGAGUGGACGUGUGGGAUUAUAUUGAGAUGUGUUCAGAGUGGACGUGUGGGAUUAUAUUGAGAUGUGUUCAGAGUGGACGUGUGCUGCUCUUCCUGGGAUAAUGGUGUUUGACCGGAGCGCCUCUCUGUCCAACAGGAGCAUGAACGCGUCCGUUUCUCUUCUCUGUCUCUGCUUCCUCGCCCUCCUCCCUGCUGAGGCUAAACCGUUCCAUCGAGUCCAGCUUCAGGGCUGCGCCGCCAACGUUCGCCUGCACGAGCUCAGCAAGCACCUGACUGCCAUACUGCAGCACAUUUCCGAUGGGGAUCCAGACAUUGCCAUCAUUACGAACAGAGUGCUGAACUCUGUCCAGCCUGUGGACAGGUGCUGCUUCCUGAAGGAGCUGAUGGAUUUCUACCUGCAUGCGGUGUUCUCCCGCUGGAAUGGCGUGCUUCCUCUGCUGGUCCAGAAACACGCCAGCCCCCUGGCCAACAGCUUCUUCACCAUCAGCCAAGACCUGCAGGCCUGUGGAUGUGAAUGCGGAGGGGACGCUCUUCUGAAAAUACAGAGCAUCCGGAGAACGUUUGAAAAGAUGGAGCAGGGCGCGGGGGUGGAGAAGGCCCUGUGUGACCUGGAGAUCCUUCUGUCCUGGAUGGAGCACCAGCUGUAGCUGGCCUGCAGGCCUCUGUUGUUUACUUUAGUAUCAGGCCUGUUAUUGGUCAGUUUAUUUAUGUGCUAUAUUUAUUUAUGCAUUGCAGAUAUUUAUUAAUAAGUAUUUCAUUUUAGCCCUCUGGAAAAAUGCUGUUUCUACUAGAUAUUUAUUUAGCAUUUUUCUGAAGUAGGCACAAUGUGCCACAGGACAGUUACAGCUGGGUACAGCUGCAGUCAUGCAGUCAUGCAGUCAUGGCCCUGAAGAUUCGCAUCUCACUGCCCUGCACUGGGUACAGCUGCAGUCAUGGCCCUGAAGAUUAGAAUCUCACUGCCCUGCACUGGGUACAGCUGCAGUCAUGGCCAUGAAGAUCAGUUUUAAGCGUGUUGUCACCAAUGCUGCUGUCUUACUGUUUAAGAAACACUAAUGAAUAAAAACCUUGAAUUGCA